Messenger RNA from Acaulospora morrowiae, 423 nucleotides. NCBI's taxonomy places the organism in Eukaryota, Fungi, Glomeromycota, Glomeromycetes, Diversisporales, Acaulosporaceae. The record is from the annotation of a GenBank genome assembly.
AUGUCAAUUCGCAGAUUGGGUAUCACAUGGAAUGUUGAGUUUGUAGUCUUGGAGGAAAUCUUCACGAGUGAAAAUGGGAUUCAUUAUUUUGAAAAAUUUGAUGUUAUAUCUGCUCGUGAUGAUAAACAAAAGGAUGAAUUAUUAAAAUUGGUGAAUGAAAAGUUGGAUGAGAUAUGUAAUUAUGGGGUGAAUAAUUUAAUUGAAUAUCACAAAUCAUUGAAUCAAGAUCAUAAAAAGUUUAAUUAUUUGAUUGAAAGAAUGGAUGAUCUGAUUCACGAUGGAGUGGGGAUCGAUAUUCACUUAUUGAUGGGUGAACGGGAUAAAAUGAUCAAAUCAAUUGAUGAAUUUAUUAAAUGUUUGAGAUAUAGAAAGAUGUAUUAUAGAUUGCGUGAAGAUCUUUAUCCUGACAAUGAAGAUUUUUGA